Lucilia sericata (common green bottle fly) is the source of this 1457-nucleotide messenger RNA. RefSeq names its product mitochondrial chaperone BCS1-like. Gene Ontology annotation, molecular function: ATP binding; ATP hydrolysis activity. The transcript has a single exon. The record is from RefSeq and is a predicted model, not a curated record. Gene Ontology annotation, biological process: protein insertion into mitochondrial inner membrane from matrix; mitochondrial respiratory chain complex III assembly. Gene Ontology annotation, cellular component: mitochondrial inner membrane. NCBI's taxonomy places the organism in Eukaryota, Metazoa, Arthropoda, Insecta, Diptera, Calliphoridae. Bases 162 to 1451 code for a protein of 429 amino acids.
AAAAACAACAGGCAAAUUUUGACACAUACCAUAUGGUUAGUGGAUAACAGAAACAAAUUGCUUGUGAAGAUUGAAGAUGUUGCACAAGAAGUUCUGUCGUAACUUUAUUAAUACACUUUGCUUUUGAUUAGUUAAAUAAGGGAGUUAUAUCUGUGGACAGUAUGCCGAUAAGCGAGAUAAUAAGCAGUUUGUCAACUAAUCCAUAUUUCGGAGCUGGAUUUGGUUUGUUUGGUAUAGGCGCUGGUGCAGCAAUAUUGCGAAAAGGUCUGCAAGGUGGUCUGGUACUUUUUCGACGUCAUUUUAUGAUAACUUUAGAAGUUCCUUGUCGCGACAAGUCUUAUCAAUGGCUUCUUCAAUGGAUAACUACUAGAGGCGCCAGGGAAACACAACAUUUAAGCGUUGAGACAUCGUUUGUCCAGAAAGACACGGGGAAAAUCCAAACAAAAUACGAUUUCAUUCCUAGUAUAGGAAAGCAUUUAAUGUAUUAUCGCGGCGUUUGGAUCCAAGUGGAAAGGAAUCGAGAACAACAGACGCUUGACUUGCAUAUGGGUGUGCCAUGGGAGUCUGUAACUCUUACUGCCUUUGGUCGUAAUAAGCAGCUAUAUUUUGAUAUUUUAGAAGAUGCACGACAACUUGCCUUAGAAGCAACAGAAGGAAAAACUAUUAUGUAUACUGCUAUGGGUCCGGAGUGGAGACCAUUCGGUCAUCCACGUAGACGUCGACCAGUAUCUUCGGUUGUUCUAGACAAGGGAGUAAGUGAGCAAAUAAUUUCAGAUUGUAAAGAAUUCAUAAGUAAUUCACAAUGGUACACUGACCGGGGAAUUCCUUAUCGCAGAGGUUAUUUACUAUAUGGUCCUCCUGGUUGCGGUAAAUCUAGUUUUAUUACGGCAUUAGCCGGGGAAUUGGAAUAUGGAAUAUGUCUUCUCAAUUUGUCAGAAAGGGGAUUGACAGAUGAUCGCCUUAAUCACCUGCUAAAUGUUGCACCAGAACAGUCAAUUAUUCUAUUAGAGGAUGUUGAUGCUGCUUUCGCUUCCCGAGAAGAUGUUUCGAAACAGUCUGCAGCAUAUGAUGGUUUAAAUAGGGUAACAUUCAGUGGACUACUCAACUGUCUAGAUGGUGUCGCCUCUACUGAAGCACGCAUAGUAUUUAUGACCACAAACUACCUUGACCGCUUAGAUCCUGCUCUGAUAAGACCAGGUCGUGUUGAUAUGCAAACAUAUGUGGGUUUCUGUACGGAAUAUCAACUAGUGGAAAUGUUUAAUAGAUUCUACAAGCAGGAGGAUAAUUCAUCAAAUAAUUAUGCUCUCGAUUUUGCCAAGGCUGUGCUAGCUGUUGGCAAACCCGUAAGUCCAGCUCAGAUUCAGGGUUAUUUUAUGAAACACAAGACAGCAGCAGCUAAAGAUGUUGUAAAUAAUUUGUCACAAAUUUGGAAUAAAGAAAAAAUUUUCUAAAUUUAU